AUGAGAGUACCAACAGACAUUAGUGUAGCUAAACGUGGAGAAUUAGCCAGAGAGUUGGUGUUGACACAAUCAACUAGAAUUUUGGGGAUUUCCAAAUUUGAGUUAAGAUUACUUCGUUUUUUUGAUGAACGUUGUAUUGAAUUGUUUACAUAUGGCAAAGACCAAGCAGUGCACAAGAUGAUGAAAGAACAGGUUCCAUAUUUAUUCCUACAAAGUGAUCUCGUAAGAAAAAGUAUCUUCUGUCUUUCAGCAAUGGCAUUGUCUUCUAUUGUGGAUUUAGAAGUAGCACAAAAGAUUGAUAUUUUGGAAGAUGAAAGAUCAUUACGACAUGUCUACAGCGUCAAUGAAAGGGAUCCCAAUAGUUUGUAUUGCAAGAAUCUUGAAUACUUUAUUGGUGCAAUUACAUGCACAAGGAAAUUACUUGAAGCACAUACUCAGGGUUCGUUUAAAGCUGAAAAUCCGUACAAUUUUGAUGUUGCAAAACAAUUAACUAUUUCAAGUAUAUUAAUAUUUUGUUACAUGGGAAUAACUCCCCAUAAAUUAGUACCCAUAAUAGAUUUCUCCAAAGAAUCACCAGAUAUGAUUCAGGUUGCCAAGGGUAUGAGAGAAGCAGUGGAAACGUGGUUUCCAGAAGUUUUGCAAAGUGAAGUAGGACCAAUAUUGAGACAUCAACCUAUGAUGAAUCUGCAAACUCCAACUUUGAAAACCUGUACCUAUCCAAUAAUUGUCAAUUUAAAACGUGGACUUCAAGAGUACUACAGCACCAAUGAAAUUAGCUCAGAUAUUUCUGAAGAGAUUGAGUACUUGGAAGAAGCAUUAAAUUUACUCCUUGUCUGUAUUUACAGUUGUAAAAGUUUGGAGCUUCCACUGCCAAUAUAUCGAUUUUUAUUUUUACUAUCGGAUGGUAUAAGGGAUUUACUUUACAAGAAACAUAAGUAUGCUCUUCGUAUAUUGUUUAUUUAUUCAGCGUUAUGUGCAAUCGCAAAAUGUUGUUUUAACUUACCCACAAAUGUAUACCGAGACUUUAUGUUAUGGUAUAGUAAAGAAGGGUAUUUGGUUUAUGAAAUGGAUAGUAAGUUGUAUGAUGCUGUAUUUUUUGAAAAUUUUGGAGGAAUAGAUUUCUAUCAGUAUGAUACUUUAGAUCCAAAUAAUAUAUAG
Molecule: messenger RNA, 1158 nt
Organism: Candida tropicalis MYA-3404
Lineage: Eukaryota; Fungi; Ascomycota; Pichiomycetes; Serinales; Debaryomycetaceae
Exons: 1
Coding region: 1-1158 (385 amino acids)
Biological process (GO): regulation of transcription by RNA polymerase II
Molecular function (GO): DNA-binding transcription factor activity, RNA polymerase II-specific
Source: RefSeq, a predicted model, not a curated record